AUGACAAAUUACGACCCUAGGUUUGCCGACUGCUUCUGGAACAGCAGCAAGGACAGUCUUUUGGCCUAUCUAAUAAAAAUAAUGACUUCCUGGGCUAUGGUGGUCGAUGUAUGGUAUCUUCCUUGUGUGAAAGCCGCUCCUGGAGAAGACGGAAUUCAGUUCGCCAAGCGUGUCAAGCGGAGUAUCGCCAACAGGGGUGGCCUCGUAGAUAUUGAUUGGUGA
Molecule: messenger RNA, 222 nt
Organism: Protopolystoma xenopodis
Lineage: Eukaryota; Metazoa; Platyhelminthes; Monogenea; Polystomatidea; Polystomatidae
Source: the annotation of a GenBank genome assembly